AUGCUUCGUCGUGCUCUCCCGCGGCAAUCAUGCUUCACUAAACGCACGCUCGCUCUCUGCCAUCAAGCGCGUCAAGCCUCCAACGCCAGCUUCCAAGAUCCCUCAGCAACCAACACACUCGACCGCGCCAACAGCUCACACUAUACUGCUCCCCUUGCAAAGACUGUACGGAAUAUAAAGCUAUUCAGUUUAUCCUCCCUCACCCUCUCCACCCUCAUCUCACCCGUCUUUUUCGUUAUUGAGAGCGAUUUAGAUGUAUCUGUGCGUGCAGCGAUGGUAGGCGUUGCUAUCUUGACAUCAGGUGUGAGUACGGCUGUUGUUGCAUGGGUCUUGAAACCUUAUGUGGUUGCAGCGCGUGUUUUGGGAGAACGGGCUGGUUGGAGGGCGGGAACGCGUGUGCCUGAGGGCUUGGAAGAGGAAGCUUUGCCCAUGACGAUGGAUCAGCAAGAUGCCCUUGUAACGGGUGCAACGCCUCCCCCGGUGUCGUCUGCGUCAACGGCAACUUCAACGGGGAAGAGUGAAGAAAUGUUAUUGACGAUGGACGAGCAGGACAUCUUGACGACUUCCGGCAUCAGAGAGAAGAGCACGACGGCCCCUCAGCAGCAAGUGGAGAUGACUCGUUUGACGCUCCUUGGACAACGCACGACGAGUAUUGUGGAUGCAGGUAGCUUGAUUCGUGAUCGCAACGGUCGGAUGUUUGCCAAUCUCAAGACACAAGGAGGUCAAGACUGGUUCUAUGUGCAUGAAACCACGGGAUUCUGGCAGACCCUUGCCAAGAACAGUCGGUCGGUUGAUGAAGGACAAGUCUAG
Messenger RNA from Protomyces lactucae-debilis, 810 nucleotides. RefSeq lists its product as uncharacterized. NCBI's taxonomy places the organism in Eukaryota, Fungi, Ascomycota, Taphrinomycetes, Taphrinales, Protomycetaceae. Gene Ontology annotation, biological process: mitochondrial proton-transporting ATP synthase complex assembly. Gene Ontology annotation, cellular component: mitochondrial membrane. The transcript has a single exon. The coding region runs from base 1 to 810 and encodes 269 amino acids. The record is from RefSeq and is a predicted model, not a curated record.